Messenger RNA from Orbicella faveolata, 1075 nucleotides. RefSeq lists its product as uncharacterized. Gene Ontology annotation, molecular function: zinc ion binding. The record is from RefSeq and is a predicted model, not a curated record. Lineage: Eukaryota; Metazoa; Cnidaria; Anthozoa; Scleractinia; Merulinidae.
UGAGUUCACAUAGAGUUCUAAAGCUUUGACGUCACGUUGUCAUGGAAGCAGAAUUUUCUGUUCUAAACAAACGCGCUCAGCGAGAAAAAUGGCGUCGCUUUCAAUCGCUUCGUUGAUCUCUUUCUUCUUUGAAGAAAAAAAAUCCAUUGAGCGGGGAGAAAAUCAUUAUAAAUCGGAUCAUAUUGAGUCAUUCAGUUACCAACAGGGUGUUCUACGCGGAGAGGUCCAUGCAAGCAUGAAAAAAAAGGUCUACAAAGUCACGAUAUACCUAAAUGAGCAAUUUGACAUAAAAUCCACGGAGUGUGAAUGUCCAAGGGGUAAAUUCAAAUGCAGCCACGCAGCUGCACUUUUUAUCCACGGCAUUCACAACCUCAGCCGCACGGACAUCGAGUGCCAAUGGAGGAAGAGGAAGUCAAACAGCUCCCUGUCACUGCUGGCAGUCGAAGAAAUGUUUCCCCUGCCAAAGAAGUAUGUGGCGAUCUCUAGAACUCCUGAUGCAUUAGAUCGGUCUGCACUCUAUGAAGACUUGAAAGAGUAUGGUAGAUUCACUGGUCUGUACUGGCUUAUGAGCCCUGAACCAGCACCCGAAGCCAAACUGCCCAUUCCAACAAUUGAAGAAAUUAUUUAUUCAGACAAGUUUCUUCUUGGAUUGCUUGGUGCGUAAAGCCAAGGUCGACGAAAGGGAUAUCGUCUCAGUCAGUGAAAUGACUGUGGGUUAGUGAGACAACCCAACCUGGCAUCUUGCAAGAAGAGGAAGACCGACUGCAAGCAAUUUUGGCUCUGUUUUGCAGGCAAAAAGAGUCACUCCAUCCCUUCUGAAACAACUCCUUGGGGAGUAAGAUUUGUCCCGAGUUAAGGCAGUACAGUGGGGGGUAAACAAUGAAACAGAAGCUCUCAGAGCAUUUACAAGGUUAACUGGAAAGACUGUCCUGGAAACUGGAAUAUGGCUGGAUGCUUCUGGAAUUAUUGGUGCCUCCCCUGAUGGCCUAGUAGAUGAAGAUUCUGUUUUGGAAGCAAAGUGUCCCUACACGGAAAGAAACAUGACAAUUGAAGAGGCAGUCAACACCUGUCCCAA